This is a messenger RNA of Quercus lobata, 641 nucleotides long. RefSeq names its product sm-like protein LSM36B. Gene Ontology annotation, molecular function: RNA binding. Gene Ontology annotation, cellular component: sno(s)RNA-containing ribonucleoprotein complex; U4/U6 x U5 tri-snRNP complex; nucleolus. The record is from RefSeq and is a predicted model, not a curated record. Bases 198 to 473 code for a protein of 91 amino acids. The transcript has 4 exons. Gene Ontology annotation, biological process: mRNA splicing, via spliceosome; maturation of SSU-rRNA. NCBI's taxonomy places the organism in Eukaryota, Viridiplantae, Streptophyta, Magnoliopsida, Fagales, Fagaceae.
CUGGCUCCCUCUCACUUGUCCCGCUUCACAAAAUCAGAGAGUCACACACAGGCACAGCACAGCCCUAGCCUCCAAAAUCACAGAUUCAAAGCCCCUCCGCUCUGCGCCAGCGCCAACACCAACACCAACACCAGUCCGACGCGCCUCUCCAAUACCUCCGGUACGGUAGAGAAAGUUCAGAUUUCAGAUAAGCAAAAAUGAGUGGAACUGGAGAGAAAGGAUCAGCAACUACAAAAACCCCAGGUGAUUUCCUCAAAGCAAUUCGCGGCCGACCUGUUGUUGUCAAGCUGAAUUCUGGGGUUGAUUAUCGAGGUAUUCUUGCAUGUCUGGAUGGGUAUAUGAAUAUUGCAAUGGAGCAAACAGAAGAAUAUGUCAAUGGGCAGUUGAAAAAUAAGUAUGGCGAUGCUUUCAUUCGUGGAAACAAUGUUCUCUACAUUAGUACAUCGAAGAGGACGUUGGCAGAUGGGGCUUAGUUUUGAAAAUUUAUCAAGUCUUGUAGAUUAUCUGCAGUCAUGAUUUUUAUUUUGUAUUGUAUUGUAAGGAUUUUGGAAAUGAGGAUUAGAAAGCUAUUACGACUUGGACAAAUGGAACCUUUCUUAUCUAUUAUUAUAAUGGAAUGAGUUAUUAACUGUUUGAUUUAA